AUGUCCGACCCGACUGAUCACCAUGAUAUUCUAAUCCUGGGCGCUGGCCUUUCUGGUAUCAACGCCGCCCAUGUCCUCAACGAAAAACUUCCCAAUCGAUCGUACACGAUCCUCGAGGCACGAGAAGCCAUUGGCGGGACAUGGCGCUUCUUUCGAUACCCAGGUUUCCGAUCCGACUCUUUCAUGACUUCAUUCGGUCUACCAUGGCAUCCCUGGAGACAUGAGCACAAGAUGGCCCAAGCUGGAGAGAUCAUUGAGUAUCUCGAGGAGGCCGUAGAUGCAGCUGGUAUAAGACAAAAGAUUCGGUUCAAUCAUAAAAUGACGGGAUGUGAAUGGCGAACCGACGAGCAAAACUGGAGACUAGAGAUCGAGGCGGAUGGCCAGCGCAAGACAUACAUCGCCAACUUUGUUAUCAGCUGUGUGGGGUAUUAUUCAUACGACAAGGCCUUUGAGACGACAAUUCCUGGUAUAGAGGACUUUGGAGGCAAGGUCGUACAUCCUCAAUGGUGGCCCGAAGACCUUGACUACUCAGACAAACGUGUUAUUGUCAUCGGAUCAGGGGCAACAGCAAUUACAGUUGUUCCAUCACUCGCCGAAAAAGCAAGUAUGGUGACCAUGCUCCAACGCAGUCCUUCCUUCGUCAUCUCUCGGCCUGUAACCUCCAAUCUCGACUUCUAUCUUCGCAUGCUUCUUCCUUGGUCAUGGGCAUACUGGCUCAUUUACUGGAAAGAUGUUCUGAUGGAGCUUAUUAGCACCCAAAUACUCCUCCAAUUUCCCAAGAUCGGCCGCAAGCUUCUCAUGGGGGAGUUGCAGCGGGAGUUGCCAAAAGACGUUGACGUCAAUGUCCACUUCAACCCGGCCUACAACCCUUUCGAACAGAGAUUGUGUAUGUGUCCCGAAGGAGACUUCUUCAAGGCACUGCAUAGAAACAAUUGUGAGAUUGUUACAGACACUAUCCAGACGGUCACAAAGAACGGCAUUCUUCUCAAAUCUGGCCGCAAGCUUGAAACCGACAUCAUCGUCACUGCAACAGGCUUACACUUUCAGCUUUUCGGUGGCAUUGCCCCAAAGGUAGACGGUCAGGCUCUUGACGUCGGCUCACACUAUACCUGGCGUGGCUGCAUGGUUGAUUCCCUUCCCAACAUGGGUUUCGUGAUGGGCUAUGUGACUACUUCGUGGACACCCGGUGCUGUUCUCAUGGCCAAACUCUUAACACAAGUCAUCAAAGAAAUGGAAAAGACGGGAUCGAAGAGUGUCAUGCCUGUACUCGACGCAAAGGACAGACUCAAACCAGCGGCAUUGCCCGUUAAUGCCACAAGUAGCUACUUUGUCAAGGCCGCAGCGCGCAUGCCAAAGGUUACUAACGAAGGCCCGUGGUACGGACGAGUGAGUUUGGCUAAAGAUUGGUGUGCGUAUAUGUUUGGCGAUGUUACCACCGGGCUUCUCUACAGCGGAGGAAGAAGGAAGAAGGAUAUUUGA
Fusarium pseudograminearum CS3096 is the source of this 1479-nucleotide messenger RNA. RefSeq lists its product as uncharacterized. The record is from RefSeq and is a predicted model, not a curated record. The coding region runs from base 1 to 1479 and encodes 492 amino acids. NCBI's taxonomy places the organism in Eukaryota, Fungi, Ascomycota, Sordariomycetes, Hypocreales, Nectriaceae. The transcript has a single exon. Gene Ontology annotation, molecular function: N,N-dimethylaniline monooxygenase activity; NADP binding; flavin adenine dinucleotide binding.